AUGUGCGCAGCGUCCUCUGGCAAUAGGCUCGCCAUCCAUCCGGCUUGCUCCGGUGGGUCGGAGAAGGCGUGGCGCCAGCGCGACAUCCUCGUCCACGACAAUGCCCGACUAAGCACUUUACUCCAGAGGUCGACCUCUUCAGUCAUCAUUCCGGUUUCAUUCGCACCGGCUUCAGCACCAGCAGAGGCGCCAUCCGCGACAAUCCCAGAUCGGCCGGGGACCUAUCUGGACACGCUGGAGUUCGUCGUCAUCGUCGGCUUCGGCACCCCUGCUCAGUCCUCCGCUAUCAUCUUCGAUACUGGGAGCGACGUGUCGUGGAUCCAGUGCCAGCCCUGCACGGGCCACUGCUACCAGCAGCACGACCCGCUCUUCGACCCCUCCAAGUCCUCAACCUACAGCGUCGUGCCCUGCGGGACGCCGGCGUGCUCAGUUGCCGGUGGAAACUGCAACGGCACCACCUGCCUCUACACCGUUCACUACGGCGACGGCUCGUCCACCUCCGGCGCGCUCUCUCAGGAGACGCUAACAUUCACCUCCGCGCGCACCUUCUCCGGCUUCACGUUCGGGUGCGGCACUACCAACCUCGGCGACUUCGGUGAAGUCGACGGGCUGCUGGGUCUCGGCCGGGGCCAUUUCUCGUUGCCCUCACAAACCACUUCGUCAUUUGGAGGCUCCUUCUCCUACUGCAUGCCGUCUUUCAACACCACGCCCGGGUACCUCACCAUUGGCUCCACGCCCGUCACCGGUAAGGUCCAGUACACGGCGAUGAUAAAGAAGCCGGCGUACCCGUCCUUCUACUUCGUGGAGCUCGUGUCCAUCAACAUCGGCGGCUAUGUCCUGCCAGUACCACCAACCGUGUUCACGAAAACGGGCACCCUCCUCGACUCUGGCACGAUCCUCACCUACAUCCCUAUGAAGGCCUACACCUUGCUCCGCGACAGGUUCAAGUUCACCAUGAAGGGGAACAAGCCGGCGCCGGCUUUUGACAUCCUCGACACCUGCUAUGACUUCUCCGGCCAGAGCGCCAUCUUCAUACCGGCAGUGUCGCUCAUUUUUAGUGACGGCGGCGUGUUCGAUCUCAACUUCUAUGGGAUCCUCAUUUUCCCGGACGACACCCAGCCAGCCAUCGGGUGCCUCGCGUUCGUCGGGAACCCCGAUGGUGCGCCCCUCUCCAUCAUCGGCAACACGCAACAGCGGUCGACAGAGGUGAUCUAUGACGUUGGCGCGGAGAGGAUCGGUUUUGUUCCCUUCAGUUGCUGA
Messenger RNA from Lolium perenne, 1260 nucleotides. NCBI's taxonomy places the organism in Eukaryota, Viridiplantae, Streptophyta, Magnoliopsida, Poales, Poaceae. The record is from RefSeq and is a predicted model, not a curated record.